Molecule: messenger RNA, 2948 nt
Organism: Oryzias melastigma (Indian medaka)
Lineage: Eukaryota; Metazoa; Chordata; Actinopteri; Beloniformes; Adrianichthyidae
Gene: adcyap1b
Product: adenylate cyclase activating polypeptide 1b
Exons: 5
Coding region: 281-808 (175 amino acids)
Biological process (GO): positive regulation of protein kinase activity; neuron projection development; positive regulation of ERK1 and ERK2 cascade
Cellular component (GO): neuron projection; extracellular region; perikaryon
Molecular function (GO): peptide hormone receptor binding; neuropeptide hormone activity; pituitary adenylate cyclase activating polypeptide activity
Source: RefSeq, a predicted model, not a curated record
UGACUUAGUAGCGGGAGGAGGGGGGCACGGCUUCAGAUUCAAGGAUAAAAAUCCAAGGCUUUCCACGGCGCAGGACAAAAGUUUGGAGCCACGAUGUGUGGGCGAACCUAGAGCGCACCUCCCCGACGAGCUGUGGUCUGAGGCUUCACUCCUUCCCCGAGUCUAAAAGUGAGACAGGCUGCGCGCAGGGGAUCAGACGGAGACACGAGCGAGACACUCUACACCACAGCCGCGCCCGGAUCGCAUCCAGAGUCCUGCUCUGUCUGUCCUCCGCUAGAGCAUGGCCAGUUCGAGUAAAGUGACUUUAAUUUUGCUCAUCUACGGAAUCUUAAUGCACUACAGCGUCUUCUGCUCACCUAUCGGACUAAGUUACCCCAAGAUCAGACUUGAAAACAACGCCUUCGAUGAGGACGGGAAUUCUCUGUCCGACAUGGGCUUCGACAGCGAGCAGCUCGCCAUCCGGAGCGCGCCGUCCCUGAACGACGACGCCUACAGCCUGUACUACCCGCCGGAGAAGAGAGCAGAAAGGCAUGCUGAGGAAGAAUUAGAUAGAGCCUUGAGGGAGAUCCUGGGUCAGUUAACAGCGAGGCAUUAUCUGCAUUCUCUGAUGACUGUGCGUGCAGGUGAAGACAGCAGCAUGGAGGACGAGUCAGAGCCCCUCUCCAAAAGACACUCGGAUGGCAUCUUCACCGACAGCUACAGCCGCUAUAGAAAGCAGAUGGCCGUGCAGAAGUACCUGGCAGCCGUUCUGGGUAGAAGGUACAGACAGAGAGUUAGGAACAAAGGACGACGAGUCGCCUAUUUGUAGCGUCGUUGAAGCGCCAAACUGUGUAAAUACAUCCAGUCAUCCAAGAUAUAUCUGCCCAACCAGUGGAUUGCGCCUGUGUUCUCUCAACAUGUAUUUAUGUAUGAAGUAAAGCCAUUAAAAUGAAUAUUUUAUUAAUAAUAGCGUUUUUUUUUCUUUUGGAACAAAAGCACUUGAUGCCGCACAGUUGUGGACCAAUAUUUUAUUUUAAGUUGUUGAAAAUGACAAAAAAAAUCCUGAAGAUUUAAAAAAAAAGAAAAAAAAGAUAGAUGUGCACCUUCAACGUUAUGCGCUUGAACUCUUGAAAGGUCAUCUACAUAUGCAGAAAAUAAAUAGAUUUAAAAGACAAUCAAAGUAUUGAAUGUUAUACUUAUUUUUGUAACCAACGUUCUAUUUUUUUAGUGCUUUGGUUUUUGGUUGUCUGAACAGGCCCAAAGAAGCAGUCAGCAUGCCACGUCAGGCAUUUCCCGCUUGUCUUAAUGAUAGAUGUUUGCCCCCCCACGCUCCCCUCGGUGUGGCUUUGUGCGGCUUGUUGCCCCCUCCCUCCCGGGAGGGAGAGACGGAGGGGUGGUGGCUUUUAUUGGACACCUGAUGGAUGUGAGAUGUGGUGAAGCUUUUCUCUCCUGAUUGCCUCAAAAAAAGAAAAAAAAGGAGAUUUACGGCAGGAGAUGAUGACGGAAAUGUCUGGAAGAACGGACAGGAGAGACAUGGAGAACCAAGAGAAAGUGCUGAGAACUCUGGACUGAUUGGAUCUGAGUCCAGCAGCUCAGACGUGUGAACAUGGAGAUCAGGAGCUGGUUCUGCACUGACUUGUUGAAUUGUUUCCUCGCCUGCUGCUGUCUUAAAUAUAUUUGGAUAGGACCCCCCCCCCCCUUCUUUCUUCUUUAUGGCUGAUUGCUUUUCGUCUUGGUAGCAGUUCCUUUUCUGUGGCCAUGUUUCGUGGUUGGUAGCUCGUGGUUAGUCUGUGAAGAAGAAGAAGAAGCUGAUCUGUGUUGGAUGGUGCAGAGAAGGUGUGAGGAGAGGUGAGAGAUGCAUGAAUGGGGAGGAGGAGGAGGGGGAGGGGUGUGAUUGGAUAAAACUAAAAAAAACCCCACAAAGUCGAGGCUGUUUUAUGGGAGGGAAAGUCGCGCCGGAGCCAGGAGGAAGGAGGUGAGAGCUUCAUUUACCUCGGUGAGAUGUGGGUCAAUGAGUCUGAUGAAUCACGUCAGACGUUGAAUUCCCCGCCGCCGAGGUUCCAGCAGGAGGACGGCGCUCUCUGAGGAGCAGAGAGGAGUUGGAGCCCAUUCCCCCUGACGUCUAUCAGAGACAGUGUUCAUUCAGCAUUAUGCAAAGGCAGCUUUACGCUCUCCUGCUAUCAGAUCAGCAGCCUGUGUUCCCCAUCAAAUAUCAAUAGGCUCUUUCUUCAAUUUGGCUCCAUCCCUCAGGCUUUGUGUGAACGUCUGCAUAUUGUGUUGGUGUGUGCGUGGAUGAGAGGUGGGAACAGCUUUCGGCUUCGGUGCCUUGCUUUGAUGUGAGAAUUAAAAAAUAAAUAAAGACGUAAUGUAAAAAAAGAAAACAAAAUCGCCACAAGUGACAAUGAUGGCAAUUUUAGUGGCCCUACGAUGCUGCAGUCUAUUAGCUUACAUUGAAUCUUCCUUUGACUCUGUUCACGGCUCGGCGUAGUGCCACCCCUGAGCUUUCCUUUUAAAGCAUGGCCGCUCUUUUGUUCAGCAGAAAUGUAAACGAGAACAGAAUGUACACGUCGGUGGAGCAGGCAAUGUGCGUGUGCAUGAGUUCGGGGUGUUCGUGUCCGUGAGAAUCGUGAUCAAUGGCCGGUGUUUGCUUUCGUUCAGGUGUUGUUUUGGUAUUAGUAGGUAAUUUACUCUAGAAGCCUCCCCUAUAUAUGAUUAUUAUUUAUGACUCUGUGCAUCUAGAACUCCAGUGUCAUGACAGAGAUGUUGUUCCGAUCAUAGACAAUGCCUGUUGUUGAUAGUCCUGAAAGCGCCAAACGCCUUACUUCAAUGUGUACUCUCUUAUCUAUCUGUGUUUUCAAAGUCAACCCCAGAAUAAGUGGCAUCGUUAUACGCAGGCGUCCUUAUGCGGGGUUUGCUCAAUGUCAUGAAAGUGUUGUAAGAUUUGUAUGAAUAAAUUUUUGUAAACAACA